GAUUGGUCCGAAUUUUGUACCAUUUCACUAAUCGAUAUCGUUUCACAUUUUUUCGCGCCAUCAGCAGGGAGGCGUCUGUCUGUCGUUUAGGGAUGCUUGCUUGUAGCUCGUUCUUGAUGCCGAUUCUGCCAGCCGCGUACUGGUCUUUGCAAUGGCGCCAGAUGAUGCUGGUUUCUCCACUGCCGGAACGCAUUGGACGCCUGCCAUUGAAGUCAGCUUAAACGUUGGAGUGUGUUUGGGCUUAGCAAUAGGCGCAUUGCAGACUGACUGAACGGAGUGUUCCCGGGAGUCUAUUUUAAUACGCAUCGCGUAUCAUUGACAUUCUAUUCAUCCUUGCGAUCUUCAUCCACACAUACAUCGAGUGUCUUGCACAUAAUACCCCCAAAGUAAUAAUCAUUUGUACCUAACUGGAAGUCACGCCACUCCAUUCGAUGAUAUACGCACAAAGGACCCAAGGCUUGGAGCACCAGUCCGCUACAUACCACUUCGCUAAACCGACCCAGCUUCGACGAAACCCCUUAGCGUACUUCAAGCCGUUACUAGUAGCCCAGUUGCAGAAAUUUGGGGCUCAAGGACACCUUGAAGAGACAGUUGAUCUGCUCUCCGUCAACUUCGUGAUGUCUAUGCUCUUUAGCGACAUCCGAGGAUUCAUCAAGCAACACAGAGGUUUCCCUCGUUUCGUGCUCACGGUCGAAGAUCGUAACGACAAAGCUGCAUCCAUAUACAAUGGCACACAGCUACCUUGCAAAAGCCUAAUCGGUGCGGUCGUUGAGAGUCAUGAUAGCGAUGCCAGGCUCUUGAGCGAUGCAUGGAAGUUCUGGGUCGGCGAGUGGUUAAUCUCCAUGUUGAAGGACUUGGAUGGCUCGUUCAAUUUGUUUCUGAAUGAUAGGUUAGUCGCUGUAUGGGCCCCCAACACAGAUGAUAAGGAGAUCUUAGGAUUUGACCUUAAGGAUUCGAAUACACUUGCGAUCAUCGCUAGUUUAAGGAGGGGUCGGUUGACAGUCAACGGGUCGGAACAACUCUUGAACGCUGUGUGUUGCAACAUGGACACGGUGGAUAAGUCUAUAAGAAGAACGCGUAGCAAUCAAGAGGAAGGGCGUCACAUAGUAUUAUCCACCGCCAUGUGGGUGACUCACAUAGAAGGAUGGUUCACGGUCCAUUCCUCGUAACCUUACAAAUAGAGGAGGCCUGUGUGUCGUUUAUAUUUUCAACUUCAAUUUCUAAGUUAUCUAAACAACCGG
Messenger RNA from Colletotrichum navitas, 1241 nucleotides. RefSeq lists its product as uncharacterized. The transcript is spliced from 3 exons. Lineage: Eukaryota; Fungi; Ascomycota; Sordariomycetes; Glomerellales; Glomerellaceae. The record is from RefSeq and is a predicted model, not a curated record. The coding region runs from base 432 to 1169 and encodes 245 amino acids.